Gastrolobium bilobum is the source of this 1610-nucleotide messenger RNA. Its product is annotated as low-specificity L-threonine aldolase 1-like. Bases 308 to 1384 code for a protein of 358 amino acids. Gene Ontology annotation, cellular component: cytosol. Gene Ontology annotation, molecular function: L-allo-threonine aldolase activity. The record is from RefSeq and is a predicted model, not a curated record. Lineage: Eukaryota; Viridiplantae; Streptophyta; Magnoliopsida; Fabales; Fabaceae. The transcript is spliced from 11 exons. Gene Ontology annotation, biological process: L-threonine catabolic process; glycine biosynthetic process.
UUGGCUUUCUUUUAAGGGAAAUCAUUAUCUCCUUCCACAUGAGAUAAGAACUUUUUCCUACACAAAUUCGUUUUCCGUGCCAAUUAAUUUUUCUUUUCUUUUUUAAUUUAAAAUGUGGGACCCACAUUUACCUUAUCUCUACUUUUUUUCUCUCCUACUAUCCUACAACAUAAGAAAAUAUGCACCCUUCUUUUAAAUCCAUGUUUAAACCUUACUAGCUGCUGGCAUGCUUCAUGUUCUUAGCAGGAAAGUUGGGCACUAGGCAAUAAAUUCUCUUCCGAGAAGACCCUGAUUAUUUGCAGAGAAAAUGGUAACUAGAAUUGUGGAUCUUCGGUCAGAUACAGUCACAAAGCCAACUGAAGCAAUGCGAGCUGCUAUGGCGAGUGCUGAAGUUGAUGAUGAUGUUCUAGGCUAUGAUCCAACCGCUUUUCGAUUAGAAACAGAAAUGGCGAAGACAAUGGGCAAGGAAGCAGCACUUUUUGUUCCAUCAGGCACUAUGGGGAACCUCAUAAGUGUACUUGCCCAUUGUGAUAUUAGGGGAAGUGAAGUUAUUCUUGGAGACAAUUGCCAUAUCCAUAUUUAUGAGAAUGGAGGCAUUUCAACUAUUGGAGGGGUUCAUCCAAGACCACUGAAAAAUAACAGUGAUGGAACCAUAGAUAUUGAUUUGAUUGAGGCUGCUAUCAGAGAUCCUAAGCAUGACCUAAUGUAUCCAACCACACAGCUUAUUUGCUUGGAAAAUACUCAUGCAAACUCUGGUGGAAGAUGCCUUUCAGUUGAAUACACAGACAGAGUUGGAGAGGUUGCUAAGAAGCACGGUGUGCAGCUUCACAUUGAUGGAGCCCGUAUUUUUAAUGCAUCAGUUGCACUUGGUGUUCCCGUGGAUAGGCUUGUCCAAGCAGCUGAUUCACUUUCAGUUUGCCUAUCUAAAGGUCUAGGUGCUCCAGUUGGAUCUGUUAUUGUUGGGUCCAAGAACUUUAUUGCCAAGGCUAGACGACUCCGGAAAACCUUAGGUGGCGGAAUGAGACAGAUUGGCAUCCUUUGUGCUGCUGCACUAGUUGCCUUACAGGAAAAUGUUGGAAAGCUGGAAAGUGAUCACAAGAAAGCUAGACUUAUGGCUGAUGGAUUGAAUGAAAUUAAAGGACUGAGAGUGGAUGCCUGUUCUGUGGAGACCAAUAUAAUAUAUAUUAAUAUUGAAGAGGGUUCAAGGACUACAGCAGAAAUGAUAUGCAAGUACUUGGAAGAACGUGGUAUCCUUCUGAUGCAAGAGAGCUCAUCAAGAUUGAGAGUUGUCCUCCACCACCAAAUAUCAGCAAGUGAUUUGCAGUAUGCCUUGUCAUGCUUUCAGCACGCUGUUAAGGGAGUGCCAAGUGAAAAUGGCAACUAGCUAAUGGAAGAAUUUGAAUUUGGCACUUUGCUGCCACAUUAGUAUCAAAAGAGGAAUUCCGAAUUCCAUUUGUUUUAAUGUACCCUAAAGAACACACAAUGAUUUACAUCUUUGAUACCUAUUAUGAAUUAUUUUGACUUUAACCACCUUUCGUUUGAUAAUUAAGCAUAAAUUGCUCUGCGGGUCAUUGCUACUGUCCCAUCAUUAGGAAUAGAGUUAUUAUAGC